Molecule: messenger RNA, 2135 nt
Organism: Epinephelus moara (kelp grouper)
Lineage: Eukaryota; Metazoa; Chordata; Actinopteri; Perciformes; Serranidae
Gene: lrrc3
Product: leucine rich repeat containing 3
Exons: 2
Coding region: 749-1549 (266 amino acids)
Molecular function (GO): protein binding
Source: RefSeq, a predicted model, not a curated record
CUGGCGCCAUGCGCGCGAGGUGCGGAGACAGUGGCGCGUGAUAAGUCGGACCGGUGCGGCUCCUGGAGACUUCGCCUGUGAGCACCUUCACCACCACCACCAUCAUCAUCAACAAGUGUGACUUUUGUGUUUUAUGAGAAGACAUAACAAAGAGCCACGUUCGGAGAUAUGAAUCAGCUCACUCGGAGAUUUAAUAACUUCCCCGCGUGCUGCUUUAGAACUUUACCGUUAUUCCCUCGCGGACAUGUGAACGCGUCGAGGUAGCUGACUGCACUUUUUUGUUUGUUUUUUAGAAUGUUGUUUUAAUAUUUAUUUCCAGGGGUCUAACGAUGAUGCACGUGUGACAUGAGCAAACUCCAUUUCUCCAUUCCACUCCAUUUCUCUCCAACACACCUUUUCUAGCCACAGAGGCUGCAUUAAAAGUAGCUAUUGAUGCGUCCAAGGAUGAAACUCUCUCCCGUGAUUCCAGCCUCACCUGCCAAGCUCCCAAUUCUCUGAAGCUUUCAGCAUCGCCACAAUAAACCUGAGAUUACAGGUCCCUGCUGGAAUAUGCUAUUUCAAAAGAUUAUCUGAGGCUCUAUCACAUCCAUUUUGAAGAAUUAUCUCAAGAGAGGCCCUCAUGUUGGUGUGAAUAAGCUGAUAAUUUUGAAAGCUAAUGAAGCUGCCAUCAUCACCAUUUAAUGCCAAGAAACAGGUGAAAACAUGAUUGCUUUUGCCUGACAGGACUUGUGGGAAGUCGCUGCUGAAUAUGCAGGACUUAGCGGGGCCUGAUAUGCCCAGGAAAUUUCCUGUCUUCGAUGGCUUUGCCCUCUUAUGGGGCUUGCUCUUUGGAAUAUUCGUCACAAGUGCACCAGCGAUGGCUUGUCCCACGAGUUGUCACUGUAUAGAGAAGAGUGGCAUGACCGUGGUGCAAUGUAUGUCUCGCAACUUGGAAAACAUCCCAUCAGAUCUUCCAAGAGAUACUGUUGUUCUUCUUUUGGCAUCCAACCACAUCACCCACAUCCCCAACCACGCCUUCAGAGAGCUGCACUACCUUCAGGAGCUGGACCUGUCCAACAAUGACAUUGAAACUGUGGACCUCGGAGCAUUUCAAGGUGUUUCCGACAGCCUCCUCAUCCUGGAUCUAUCGAACAACCAUAUCCAAAGUGUCCCCAAAGAGGCAUUUGCACGUCUACGAGCAAAAAUCAGCCUCUCGAACAACCCGUGGCACUGUGAGUGCACGCUGCAGGAGGUCCUGAGGGAACUGCGUCUGGACCCCGAGACAGUGAAUGAGGUGAUCUGCCACACAGCUGUGCAGGAGGAAUAUGCAGGCAAACCGGUAAUCCAGGUGCUGGACUCAGGGAUCAACUUCUGCAACUUUCAUCACAAGACCACUGACGUAGCCAUGUUCGUCACCAUGUUCGGAUGGUUCACCAUGGUAAUCGCGUACGUCAUCUACUAUGUGAGACACAAUCAGGAGGAUGCCAGGAGGCACCUGGAGUACCUCAAGUCACUGCCCAGCAGCUCUCAGAUCAGCAAAGACUUUGACACCAUCAGCACUGUUCUCUAGUAGGGCCGUUUGCGGCUCAAGGGAUGUGGUGUGUGUGUGCGUGCGUGUCCAUAAAUAUGUGAGUAAAUGUGCGGUUAUGUACAAAAUGACAGAAACAACACAUGCAACACAUUUACACCAGUGUUUCUGAGCACAUUGUUUGAGGUAUUUCAGUGACUAAAAUGCGUCUUUUUGAUUUUUUUUAGGCCCAGAAAUGAUACCUUUUUUAAAAAAAAAAUAAUUUCAAUACAUUUAUUCCAACUUCAUUAAAUAUGAGUAAAUCUGACUCUACAACUGGACAGGGCAACAGCGAUAGCACAAAAUACUCCUAAAACUCACGUUUCCAUGAGUGAUGAUGGAUCCAGACUGGGGAGAUAAAUGUUCUCACUCUGGUGUUGAUCCACAGUGUGAUUGAAUUUGGACUGAGAUGAAUGAGGAUGACUGUGUCCCCAGUUACUUUGUAUUGAUUGAUUUAUGUUCUUCAUGUCACACCAUCAAGGUAAGGGCCAUCUUAUGAGACUUUGGCUAACAUAUAAAAUAGGGCAAGGUGUAAAUAUUCAGUUUGCUUGACACAUGCAAAACAGCCCUGUCUCUAAUAAACCUUGAA